Messenger RNA from Plodia interpunctella (Indianmeal moth), 1256 nucleotides. It is a transcript of the gene Tsen2, whose product is annotated as tRNA splicing endonuclease subunit 2. The record is from RefSeq and is a predicted model, not a curated record. The transcript has 4 exons. The coding region runs from base 210 to 1256 and encodes 348 amino acids. Lineage: Eukaryota; Metazoa; Arthropoda; Insecta; Lepidoptera; Pyralidae. Gene Ontology annotation, biological process: tRNA splicing, via endonucleolytic cleavage and ligation; tRNA-type intron splice site recognition and cleavage. Gene Ontology annotation, molecular function: tRNA-intron lyase activity; nucleic acid binding. Gene Ontology annotation, cellular component: tRNA-intron endonuclease complex.
UAAAUUCAAAUUAAUAUACGUAAACAGAGCUAAAUGAGAAAUAUUGUACGUAUUUUCUUUUUUAUAUAAAGUAUAUUUAAAGUACAGUACCUUUAUGUUAUUGUUAUGAACGAAUUUCAAAGUAGAUAACACAAGAUUCAUAAUAUUCGCUCCCGACGUUGAAGUUUAUCUGUAAAUAAAUUUGGACACUGGCCAGUUCUUUUGUCAUCAUGACUACUUUGCAAUCAAAUGCUUGUCAAAGUAAUGACACAAAUCACUUAUUUCCUAUGGCAAUUGAUUCAUUAAGAUUUCCUUUAGAUACAGCUAUGCGCAUUGUAUUUACUGGUCAUUUUAAUGGAUUUAGUGUAGCUGUGAAUUCAGAAGAUGAAAUGGCUCUUUUACAUCAAAUGGGUUGUUUUGGUAAAGGUUCUUUUUCCCGUUCAAAACCAAGAACUCACCAACAUGGCAUGCACAUCAUGCGGAGAAGGCAAUUUGUCAAGAGGAAUUAUUGGCAUAAAAAGUUUACUAGUACAAUGGACAGAUCUGAAACUGAUUUAUUUUUAAGUGAAGCUAAGGAAAUAAUGUUAAAGAUUAAAAAUGAUAGUAAAAAGAAAGAUGUUAUAGACUUGGUGUCCAGUGACGAAGAAAUAGGUGAGGAGACAGAUGAUGUAUCUGUACAGGAGGCUUAUAAUUUGAAUGCAGAAAAAGAUAUGGUUGUGAUUGUACCCAACAGUGAUUCAGAGGAUGAUGAUUAUUUUGCCAAAUUAAAACCAAAAUGUUGUGUAAAUAAAACUAUAAUACCUGAAAAGUUGAUGUUGACUUUGCAGGAAGCAUUUUUCUUAUCAUAUGGUUUGGGGUGUUUGCAAGUAGUAAAUGAAGACAAGUUGUUGAGCAUUCAGCAAUGUUGGCAAUUAUUUUUGGAAACUGACAAAAACUUUACUUCAAAAUAUGUUGUUUAUCAUUACUAUAGAUCUAAAGGAUAUGUUGUUAAACCAGCUAUCAAAUUUGGUGGAGAUUAUUUAAUAUAUAAAGAAGGACCAGAUGUGGCUCAUGCAGAUUAUAUAGUUGUGAUAAGAAACCUUACUGAAGUCUUUGACUGGGUUCCACUCCUUGGUCAUAUCAGGAUGGCAAACACAACAGUAAAGGAGAUUAUACUUGCAGAAGUUGUGAAGCAAAAUGAAGAUGUGCCACUUCCAGAGGGUCUUAAUAAAUAUAGUGUGCAUGAGUUAUUGUUCACAAGAAAUAUUCCCAUGACAAUAAAUGAUGAGAUUGAUUGA